Carassius gibelio (silver crucian carp) is the source of this 2035-nucleotide messenger RNA. Its product is annotated as N-acylneuraminate cytidylyltransferase B-like. Gene Ontology annotation, molecular function: N-acylneuraminate cytidylyltransferase activity. The record is from RefSeq and is a predicted model, not a curated record. Lineage: Eukaryota; Metazoa; Chordata; Actinopteri; Cypriniformes; Cyprinidae. Bases 267 to 1541 code for a protein of 424 amino acids. The transcript is spliced from 8 exons.
UUGUAAUUCAGCACACGUUGUCAUUGCGUUUCUCGAGUUUAGAUGAAUGUCUCAGAGAUCGCAGAGUGAUACGAGACACAUAAAAGUAGCGCAGCGUUUGCUCGUGACGUUUAUUUACGAUUCAGAGAGACCCGUAUAAAGCCUUUGUUUGAUUAAACUUCAGCAUUUCAUCUCUCAAAUUAAUAAUCUUAUCAAUUAAAGAAUUUAUUCUCAUAUACGAGUGUCCAGUCCGUAUAAAGAGCAGUGUUUGUGUUAUUUCCGCGGCGAUGGAGAGUAACAUGAUCGACGAGGUGAUCUCAGGUGUCUGUGACCCGUCCGCCCGAAAGCCUCACCGGGCGGCUCUGAUUCUGGCCCGCGGUGGCAGUAAAGGAAUCCCUCUGAAGAACAUCAAGAAUCUGGCCGGUGUUCCUCUCAUCGCCUGGGUUCUGAGAGCUGCCUUGGAUUCAGAAGUCGUUGACAGUGUGUGGGUUUCCACGGAUCAUGAUGAGAUCGAGCGCGUCGCAAGAGUCUGGGGCGCAAAAGUUCAUCGGCGCAGUCCUGAAGUGUCCAAAGAUUCGUCCAGUUCACUGGAGACCAUCCAGGAGUUCAUCCGAGUGAGACCCGAGGUGGACAUCGUCUGUCAUAUUCAGGCCACGUCUCCAUGUCUUCACCCUCAUCACAUCAGAGAAGCCCUGCAGAUGAUCACUGAACAGGGCUGUGACUAUGUGUUUUCGGUGGUUCGCAGACACCAGUUUCGCUGGGAAAAGACGGAUAAGAAAGAUGGUAAGAAUCUGACAUCUCCGAACCUUGACGUGGCACGCAGGCCUCGACGACAAGAUUGGCCUGGAGAACUCUACGAAAACGGCUCUUUCUAUUUUAGUACAAGAAAGGCUUGGGAAAACGGGCUUAAACAGUUGAAGAAGAUGGCCUACUAUGAAAUGCUGCCUGAGUACAGCGUUGAUAUCGAUGUGGACAUCGACUGGCCUGUCGCUGAGCAGAGAGUUCUGAGGUUUGGCUACUUUGGCCGAGAGGAGAAAGCGGCGGUCAGGCUGUUUCUGUGUAAAGUGUCUGGCUGUUUGACGAACGGACAAAUAUUCACAUCGGUUUCAGGCGAGGACCAUGUGGCCAUCAAUGCUCGAGACGUGGCAGGCAUACAGAUGCUGCAGAGAGACAAUAUAGAGGUGAUCCUCAUAUCCAACAUCAAUGAGCCGCUGUCCAGGGGUCUCCUGGAGAAGGUUGCCCAGUUGAUUGGCUGUGGACUUCAAUUUGUAGAGCAUCAGAAUGGGUUUGAGAUGGAGAUGCUGAUGAUGGAGAAGAAAGUGUGUUGGGAUGAAGUGGCCUUCAUGGGUUCAGAGUCUGAAGACAGAGAGAUCCUGUCUCAGGUGGGACUGAACGGCGUCCCGUCUGACGCACCCGUGGCGGAUCUCAUCGCAGCCAAAUAUAUGUGUCAGAGACCCGCCGGAAACGGAGCAGUUCGUGAAUUUGCCGAGUACAUACUGAUGCUGAAGAAAAAGAGCUUGAUGCCGGUGCACCAGGAGAACAUUGACAGGGCCAAUUUCUAGAUUCCAGUUCCUAUUUCCUAUUUCUUUACAAAAUAACCCUAACAGUCAGUUUGGGUCGCUAUAAUCACAUGACAUUGAAUCUAACUUGGUGGUACUAUAGGAGAGGGUUGAGAAACCCUGCUUGAUCUUUAUAUAUUUACAUGUUCUUUCAAAUGCAAUAUUCAUUUACUUAUCACCAAUCAUUAUGUAUUUAUAUUUAAUCUUAUACUGUCUCCUCACAAUUUAGUAAAUGAUGUAAGGAUGUUAGUAACUGAAGUAAGGAAUCAUCCUCAUUUUAAUUGAAGAAUUCAUUUUUGAAAUGAAGAAAGACAAAUUGAAUGUGCAAGGUGUGAUUAUGAUUAUUUAUGUACUUGCCUAAUAUAUAUAUAUAGCUUCAGCAAUAAUGCAUUAAAUUACAUUAAAGUGAUUUACCUGAUAAUGUUACAUAAUAAUGAUAUUACAUAUAAAUUAUAUUGUUUAAACUGUUCUUCUGAUCUUCUUAUAAUGUAACUGUU